Messenger RNA from Oppia nitens, 1452 nucleotides. RefSeq names its product solute carrier family 46 member 3-like. Gene Ontology annotation, cellular component: membrane. The coding region runs from base 1 to 1452 and encodes 483 amino acids. The record is from RefSeq and is a predicted model, not a curated record. Gene Ontology annotation, molecular function: transmembrane transporter activity. Gene Ontology annotation, biological process: transmembrane transport. The transcript has 8 exons. Lineage: Eukaryota; Metazoa; Arthropoda; Arachnida; Sarcoptiformes; Oppiidae.
AUGUCGUUUUUACAAGUAUCCCUAAAAAAUACACCCAAAUCACAAUUGAUCCAGGACAAAAUAUGCUAUCUAUGGUAUAAUCAGACAGCCCAGUACUGUUACGAUCUGCCAACCCAUGAUACUACCGGUGCUCAACAUGAUUAUAAAAGUUUAAUACUAGCCGAUGCUGCACAAUUUGCAACCUAUGAAACCUAUAUAAACACACCGUUGGCACUGUUAUGGGCGCUGUUUGUCGGCGCAUGGAUUGACCGAUAUAUUAGGGGCCGUAAAAUACUAAUGUUUGUCAGUGUGGCCACUGCUAUGUUAGACAAUAUCCUAACCAUAUUUUUGUCGCUUAAUUUUAAACUAAGUGUUUACUAUAACCUAUUGACUUAUAUACCGACGGCACUGAUGGGCGGCAAUCUGGCCUCACGUAUAGCCAUCACUCACUAUAUGACAUCCACAACACCGCCAAAACUAAUGGCCAUACGUUUUAUGAUCUAUGAAAUGGUUAUAUUUAUAGCAUCGCCAAUCGGUACAUCAUUGGGUGGUUAUAUACUCGUACAGAAACCAUUGUUCAGCCAAAUGGGUGAACUCAGGAAUACGGCCCUAUGUUUUAUCAUAGCUGCCGGUCUAGAGUUGUUAGCCCUCCUAUGGAUAGUGUUUAUGGUGGAUGAGUCGGUUGCCCGCAAACAGGAGAUACAUCCACUAAGAUUAUUGUUUAAUUUUGAAAAUGUCAAACUAAUGGUACGAACCUGUAUUAAAAAACGUCCAAACAAUGGUCGACUACAAGUGUUUCUAAUAUUUUUGUCACUAAUCAUCUAUUUUAUGACAUUUCAAGGUACCGUAUCGUUGAACUUACAAUUUGUCGAAAAAGCCUAUCUAUGGGGACCCGACUAUAAUGCUUAUAUAACAUCAAUUAAUAUGAUUAUCAAAACAUUGGCCACCCUAUCGAUUGUACCGUUUAUGAUAAAAGUGCUGAAAAUAUCGGACAUACCGUUAGCCUUGAUUGGCUAUUGUUCCUAUUUUGCCUAUAAUAUGAUCAAGGGUACAUUUAUUAUGCCAAUAGCAUAUUAUGUAGCAAUGCCAGUAUCGGCUAUUAGCGGCAUAGCAUCCAUCGGUUGCCGAUCACAUUUGACCAAAAUUGUUGGCCGCCAUGAAAUCGGUAAAGUACUUAGUUUUAUGCAGGCAUUGGAUACGAUAGCACCGGUAAUAUCGACGACAGCCCUCACGUAUAUGUUUCGCUAUACAAUGGAUGACUAUCCGGGUAUUGUCUAUCAAUUGAUUUCGGGACUAAUAUUGAUACCGAUUUGCGUAAUGAUUUGGAUCGACUUGUUUACCGAUCGGCCAGAAUUGGAUGAAUUACGUCAUGUCUACCAGUGCUUACAGUUCUUCCAGAAACAACGUCUGAGUAUCACGCUGAUCAGCUCUAUAUUUAUGUUACUUCUUCAAUCGCUCCAAUUCUUAAAUUAG